UUGUCCACUGAGUCAACGGACUACUUUCACUGAGUAUCAGGAGGAUUGUGUCGGGAAUUAAAAUCGUGAAAGCCUACUAAAUCUUAUCAGAAAUGGUGGCAUCCAGCUUUUGAACUUGUUGACGAUGUUGUCCGACUAUCCCAGCUGUAGUAUACAUAGUUUUCAAAGGAUGCCUGCAACACGUAGCCCUUCAUCCAUCCCGACAGGUGUCUCAGGAGAUGCCUUGGACCUCAGCUUGUCAGGCUCCCAGCUUUCCAUGUCCAAAAGACCAAGCAGUACAUCACCUGGGAAAUACUUCUCUCGGUCUGUGUCGGUUUCGGUGGCUAGUGACAGCAGAGGGAAACGCAACACUCUGAGUGAUGUCGGCUUUGGUAGCUCCCGCUCUAUCAAGAACCUUAGGCGGUCCAACAGCACCACCCAGGUUAAUCAGCAGGCCAACAUCAGUUUAAGUCAGGACCAGGGUGAGGACUACCUGGCUCUGUUCGACAGCAGCUCAGAUGGACGUAAGAAACUGGCCAGUCUCAGCAAAGCCUCACCAGACAGAACCACAUGGAACAUCCUGGAUGAUCAGCCCAGAACUUUCCCCCUGCACUCCAGCUCCCGCAGCACUGGCAGCGUGGACUCUCCCACUGGCCCCAAGAGAAGAGAGCAUGGUAUCGCUCUGGCUGCCACCUUUACUGCCAACAACAGGAGCAACAAGGGAGCUGUGGGGAACUCUGUCACCACCAUCUUACACAACAACUACUCUGAGAUACCACUCACGCCUAAGAGCUCCAACCAGAGGCCGUCGUUUAACAACAUCCUGAAGGCCACAGCAAACGAUGAGGUGUCACAAGACAACAGCUCCCUGACAAAGUCCCAGAAGAAUUUCUCUUCAGCUUCCUCCACCUCAAACAACAAAUCUCCAGUGUCGGCCCACGGCGGCAGCCCUGUCACGUCUCGAAGGAGGGAGGUCACUGAGGAGGAGGCCGAGAGGUUUAUUCAGCAGGUGAACCAGGCAGCAGUCACCAUCCAGCGCUGGUACAGAAGCCAUACCAAGAGACGACACACUAACCAGGCAGUUCUCAAACGCAUCCUUGCCAGUAAAAGAAAGGAGUGGGAGGAGAGGACAGAGGAGGACGGUUCCCUGGAGCAGCAGCAGAAAAAGGACGAAGCCAGGAAACGGAUUCGUGAGGAGAAAGCUCGUCUGGCUCGUCUGGCUGCCAUUCAGGAGCUGCAGCAGAAAAGAGCCCAGCGGGUUGCAGAGGUGCAGCAUGCAGCUGAGGUGGAGCUGGUCAGCCUGAGGCAGACUGGUGUGGUUGGACGCAAGAAGCCGCCCAAGUUUUCUUCCACCAACAAAAGUCCAGCCUCACCGAGCAACAACAGCAUGAUGUUGCCCUCAGACGUCAAAGCUAAGAACACAGACUCCAAUUUGAAUGUUGCGGCUGAUUUAGGUGAGCUGAGCUUCAGGGCCAUUUCUCCAGCUGUGUCCAAUCACAGAGGCUCUGAAUGUUCCCAGGAUCAGGAGGACAGAGCAGAGGUAGACAUUUGCCUGGAGCAGCAUCAGCAGAACGACAGGAAAUUAAUUCGUAAAGAGAAAGCUCGCACGUCCCGCCUCCCUGCCACCCAGGUGAACAAAUCUGAGGAGCUGCAGCAGAAAAGAGCCCAUUGGGUUGCAGAGGCUCAGCACGUAGCUGAGGUGGAGCUGGAAAGCUUGAGGCAAACGGGUGGAGUUGCACGCAAGAAACCACCCAAGAUUUAUCUGACCAACAAAAGUCCAGCCUCUCUGAGCAACAACAGCCCGAUGUCGCCCAUAGAUGUGAAAGCUAAAAACACAGACUCCAAUUUGAAUGUAGUGGCUGAGUUCGGUGAGCUCUCCAGCUUCAGAGCUGUUUCCCCGUCUUUGUCCAAUUGCAGAGGCUCCCAGUGUUCCCAGGAGAUCCUGCAGAGGUCGGUGAGUGUGGAGGAUCAGCGGCAGGGAGCUGUGGCCAGCAGGGCUCAGUCUAAAACCACCCUGAACGAGCUGCUGGACACCCUGAAGCUGUUAGAGGAGGAGCCACAGAGGCUGUCGGAGCCAAAGUGCUACAGCAAAGAGAAAUAUGCCUGGAUAGAUGAGGACAGAGACUCCAACUCUCUGACUACUGACAACCUGGAGCGUCACGGCCAGCUGAGUCACCACCCUGCACUGCCAGAUGGGGGCGCCCUGCUCUCUGAGGCCAAGCUGCAGAGCAUCAUGAGCUUCCUGGAUGAGAUGGAGAAGUCUGAGCAGGAGAGACCUCGCUCGGUGACUUCAGGGUCACACAGAGAGGCUGUGUUGUCUGAGGAGGAGCUGGUUGGUGUCGAGCAGGCCUCUGCCACCGCCGCAGAAGUUACCGGCUCCAUGAUGAGAAUCAAGCUGGAGCUGGAGGAGAAGAAACGCACAGUCAUCCUGCUGCAGACCGCCCUGGCCCAGCAGAGGGAGCUCACGGUGAGACAUGUGAAGGAGACCGAGAAGGAGCUGAACAGAAACUUCCAGCUCCAGAAGGAACAAUAUGAAGCCACCAUCCAGAGACACCUGGCAUUCAUUGAUCAGCUGAUCAAUGAUAAAAAGACUUUGAGUGAGCGCUGUGAAGGAGUGGUGGGAGAACUGAAGCAGGUGGACCAAAAGUACACCAAGAAGAUUACACAAAUGCAAGAGCAACAUGAAAUGGUGUGGCAAAUUCUGGGUCCCUUGUGCGAGGAAAUCAAGAAGUUAAAAGAGCUAAUGAGUGCCACGGAAAAGAUCCGCCGGGAGAAAUGGAUUGACGAGAAAACCAAGAAGAUCAAAGAGAUCACUGUCAAAGGUCUGGAGCCAGAGAUCCAGAAGCUGAUUUCCAAACACAAACAGGAGCUGAAGAAGCUGCGGACGCUCCACGAGGCGGAGCUGCUGCAGGCAGACGACCGGGCGGCCCAGCGCUACGUCCGCCAGUGUGAGGAGCUCCGCCAACAGCUGGAUAGGGAGAAGGACGAGCAGAGUCAGAGAGAGAGGGAACUAGCCAAACAGAGAUACGAGAAGCAGCUUCAGGAGGAGGAGCUGUCCCUGCAGCAGCAGAGGAGGCGGCUCUACAAGGAGGUGGCUGACGAGAAAGAGAGGCUGGCUCAGCUGGCUGCAAGGCAUCGCGCUGAGCUGGAGGAUCUGCGGAAACAGCUGGAGGAGAACAGUUCCCUGGCUGGACGAUCCCUCAGAGAAGAGCUGGACAAGACCAGAGAGGAACAGGAGAGGAGACACCAGGUGGAGAUGAGGGCAUUACACGAACGUUUGGACAUUGAAAAGCAGACCUGGGAAGAAAACUACAAGAAAAAAGAGGAAGCAUGGCUGCUGAGCCGCGAGCGCCAGCUCAAAGAAGAACUGCGACGAGGACGCGACAAAGAGAUCGAGCUCGCCAUCUGGACGCUCGAGGAGGAGACCAGCAAGGACAAAGAGGAGUGUGAGAGGGCGGCUGACAACAGGGUGAAGCGCGUGAGAGAAAAAUACGAAACUGAGCUGAGGGAGCUGGAGCGCUCUGAGAGGGCGGCUGUGGAGAAACAACAAGAGUUGAGGAAGCAGCAAAUGGAGACGGAGGGGGAGCUGAUCAGACUCCAGGCCGUGCUCAGACACAAAGAACAGGAGACCGACGAUGUCACACAGACCAGGGACAAGCUGGUGGAUGAGCGCCGCAGCCUGGCGGAGGUGAUAAGGCAGGAGUUUGCCGACCGGCUGGUGAUGACGGAGGAGGAGAACCGCAAGAUGAAGGUGGAGGUGUCAGAAGUUCGAGCGAGGCUACGGCUAGAGGUGGAAAGAGUCACUAGGGACAAGGAAGAGGAAUUGGCUGAAGUCCACCACCGAGUGAAGUCGGCCAUCUUGAAGAAGGAAGAAACUGUCAAUAAUCUCCGGAAGCAACAUGAGGCUGCCCUGAAGAGGGCAGAUCACCUGGAGGCCCUGUGGGAACAGCAGAGGAAGCAGCUGUUGGAGAAGUGACUGACAGGAGGGCUUUAUUUGUUUGGACCUCUCCUCCUGUACCUCCACCUCCCGUACCUGUACCUCCACCUCCUGUACCUCCACCUCCCGUACCUGUACCUCCACCUCCUGUACCUCCACCUCCCGUACCUGUACCUCCACCUCCCGUACCUCCACCUCCCUCCGCUCUGAGCUCUAUCCAUUUUUUUCUUUCUUUUUUGGAUGUGGUUCCUGCCAGCAAGACUGAACCUGUGGAACUUCAACAAGUUGAACAAGUGACUGAGCCUUGUCCUACCUCAUUUGAAAAAUACAAAAUGAGUAAAUGCACUGGGCCUGACUAUUGCCCCUCCCCCCCGGCAUGAAGGAGCGUGUUGUGUUGGAGCUUCCCUAAUUUGAUCGCAACAGACCAGGUGGCACUAGAUGAAAAGAUAAUGGUUAGACUUCCCAUUAUUCUUCUUCCCUUUCCAACGGAGGAUCGCUGCAGUUUUUUUUGAGACUGUAUUCCCCUCCUCCCUCCUCCCUCCUCCCUCCUCCCUCCUCCCUCACUGUGAAACAGGAAUGCUUCAAUGCUCCCCACAGAGCUGCCACAGAGAACAGUUCCAGAUGUUUCUGAAACCAGCCCAGGCCUGCAUUGGUCUAAAUUGGGAGAAGGACCCCUUCAACCAAUGAUCAGUCUGCAUCAGUCGUUUUAUCUGUUGUCAUGAGUUUUGUCCCAGUUCCCCCUCGAGGCAAGAGCUAAUUACAGGAUCUAUAACCUCUCCCUCGCUACAGCCCUGUGACUAGCUCUUAAACCAAAAUGUGGAUCUAACAAAGACGUUGGAAGUGAUUCACUAACACCGGUUACACACUAAAGUGCAUGUAGAAGGUUGCUAGGCGGAGCGAUAGGAUGAGUAGGUAACUUGAAGGAAAACGAGAAAUGGGAUGUCAUGUUUGAGGGGAAAUCCAGAUGAUUGUAGAGUGGCUUUGAAAGUUUCUGAAUGUGAGGUAGGAGGAAGAAGAGGAGAGAGGAACAGGGGGUGGAGGGAAGAAGGAAUGCGCAUAGAAAAUGUUUAUAGGAUUAGGAAAGCAGAGCGGGGUGGUAGCAGGGUUUGAGGGGGGACAGGGCAUGUGACCGGUGGUAUGUUAAAAGCCAUAUAGGUUUCGCCCGCUCUGAUUCAGAGGCUGCACUGGGACAAAACGCAUCAAACUCAACCAGCAAAGGAGGCCUGGACUCACACACACACGUGUAUCUGCGUUUGGAUACUCUGUAACUCUCUCAGGAGCCCCCACCUCUCAGCACUUGCAAAUCUGUAUUUCAUUGAUUUUGUUUUGCUUCUUUUCUAAUUUCAUAACUCUUACAACAAGUCUUUGUGGAUACGAUUUCAGUCAGAACGGUCCAUAGCAUGAGUUAGUGAGGGGGGGGAGUUAAGCCUGUUAUUAAGGUGAAACAUGAUGUGAAAAACACACUGAGGCCCCACAUUAGACCUCACAUCCGAACAUAUUUAUUCUGUUCCUCUUUUCUUUAUUUAUUUUCCAAUUUAGCACUCUUACAUGACCUCUUUGUAGUGCUAUUGGUCCACUGAAGGGGUCAAGGAUUUGAAGUAUUGUUUCUCAAAGCUUGAGACACAUGGAGUGUUUUUACAGUCACUGAGCAGAACUUUUAACUGCCAUGCUAAAACUUUAUAACUAUGCCAUUUGUAGAUGGUUUAAAUACAGUAUGUCAGGUUUUUCUGACAUGGAAGUCGUCCGAGCCACAAUGUAAAGGGUUCAUAUGAAGUGUAACGUAGUGCAGGCUUAUGGGUCACGCCUCACUUUUCCUGAGGUGUGGUUUGUCACAUGAGCCAAAUCACAUAAUGAAAUCAAUUCCAACCCUCCUAAAUAUAGGAGGAAAUAAAGUAAAUAAAUGUAUACUUUUUUAUGUAAGUAAAGCUUUAGGGAGACAGAAGUGGUUGAUAUGUGUCACACGUCACUGUGUGUUUCACGGUCAUUAACAGAUUCACUGUGAGUCACGAGGACUCUGGUGCGGAGGCCCGGAGGCCUGGACGCACCACAGUUAGCCUGCAGCCUCUCGCUGCUCUGCUCGUGUUGGCACAGCAGACGGGGCUGCUGGCCUCGAACCCGAGAGGGUGGCGAUGUGAGUUGGCAUUCCCCGCGCAUGCCCGUUCCACAAGUGCCAAUGAGCCUUGCCUUUGUGUGUCUGUCUGUGUGACACCAUUCCUCUCAUUUUGACCUGAGAGGACCCUGUCAGAUACACACUUACACAUGCACAAGGUACCCUGUUUGUUUUUUCCAUUUGUAACUUUGUAUACAAACCAUUCCAGCUGUCAUCGGUUAUCGUUUUAAUUUUGUUCCAUGUCUACAUGUAUGAUCCUCUGUGCCCGAACACGUAGCUCUUGAACUCGCUGUUUUCUUAUCUUGUUUCACUUUAGUUUUUAUUGUUUAUCAUGGUGAUGGUUUGAAAACUGUGAAGAAGACGGUGACUGAUCUAUCAGCAAAAAGAGAAUAAAAAGCAAAGACUGUUGAGAAGA
This is a messenger RNA of Cottoperca gobio, 6441 nucleotides long. It is a transcript of the gene cep131, whose product is annotated as centrosomal protein 131. The transcript is spliced from 31 exons. The coding region runs from base 125 to 3955 and encodes 1276 amino acids. Gene Ontology annotation, cellular component: centriolar satellite. NCBI's taxonomy places the organism in Eukaryota, Metazoa, Chordata, Actinopteri, Perciformes, Bovichtidae. The record is from RefSeq and is a predicted model, not a curated record. Gene Ontology annotation, biological process: regulation of centrosome duplication; intraciliary transport involved in cilium assembly; cilium assembly.